AAAACAUAGACCAAAAGUUUUCUCCCCAAUCAAACUUCCAUACCUAUUGCACACCAAGGUGCAAUUGUCGCUAUAAUAACUCGAAAUAUUUUUCGCUUACCUCAUUGGGAAGCAGCCAACAACGGAAGCUGGUUUUGAGACCAUCAUAAUUUUUCUAAUGGCGAACAUUGCAUACAAUGCUCUGAAAAGAGGCCUCACUAACAACGUCAAGGCUGCUCUAUCGCGUCCGGUUAGUCGAUCAGUGCAUUCCACAGGAUGCACAAAAAUGUCAGAACAUGGUGGUCAUGACGAACCAUACUAUCUGCAUGCAGAGCACAUGUAUAAUCUAGAUAGGAUGAAACAUCGGAAGUUGAAGAUGACGCUGGCUGUGUGGACAUGUGUUGGAAUUGGUGUUGGUGUUCCACUAUUUGCAGUCAGUUUCCAACAGAAGAAGGCUCGUUCAGGUUGAUUAUGGGCAAGUUGUUUGUUUUAGCUGAAUUUUCACUAGGCAAUAAAAUGCAAGUUCUGAAACGAUUUUGUCAGAAUUAUUGUUCAUUUUGGAUUUUAUUUUCAUCAAGAAACAGCAUGAUUGUAUCAACAACACAGAUGAUCAGAAAGGCAUUAAUUGUUACAUUAAUUUCAUGGCUUUGAAUAUUAUGAAAAUUGAUAUCCAGCAUGUUCUAUGUUU
Molecule: messenger RNA, 667 nt
Organism: Cryptomeria japonica (Japanese cedar)
Lineage: Eukaryota; Viridiplantae; Streptophyta; Pinopsida; Cupressales; Cupressaceae
Exons: 2
Coding region: 158-448 (96 amino acids)
Source: RefSeq, a predicted model, not a curated record